AUGGCUAACUUGUGUGAGGCAGCGGUGGUUACUCAGUGUGAGCAGGGUCAGUGCAAAAGGAACAGAACAGGACCCUGCAGACAGACGGUAAAAUCUCUCCUGUUUUACCUCUGGGAUGUUUUCUCAGCACCGACUCCUGCCGGCAGAGACAUCCUGACUCUGCUGUUUCUCUGUUUCACUCUUGCCAUCAUCACUGGCGGCCUGCUUCACCACUGGCUGUCCAUGACUCUCAGAUACGACCAUGGAGCGUCCAUUCAGACCGCCUGCAUCUACAGCGUGGCCAUGUUCCUGGUCUCCUUCCUGUGCCACCCCCUGCGCUGUGUGCUGACUAUGACUCUGCCCACCGUCUGCACCAAAGAGGGCCGCAAACUGCUCAUCUCAGCCUCUGUCAUGAUUUUAGUGUUGAAUGUCAUCCCUAACAUCUCGGUUAAUGUCGGGGCGGUCGCACGCAUCCUCAAGUGCACUGCUGAAGGUUUUACAAAGACUUUAUUAAACAUAUCCGAACCCUUUAACAUCGUUAAGCGUGACCUUGUUGAAGAAGCCAUCAGAGUGAAGCGGGAGGACCUGAGCAUUGUCACCAACUUAAGGACUUUAGAUCAUUUCACACACGUCAAUGUGUCAGGAGUCAAAAGCAGAUUCACUAAGAUGAUCGGGCAGAUAGAGAUGAACUUCUCACAUGCCAGGAACCUGCUGAGAGAAUACAAACUACUGUCAAACCGGAUUCUUGCUGCCAUUUUUGUUGCUUUACUAGUUGCUGAAUCUGCACGCUACUUGAAAUCUUACCUGACAUCAGUUCAGUUCGAUAAUGGCGUCACCUCUAAAGAGCUCCUGCAAAAAAACCCUCAUGCUGGUAAUAAACAGCCAGCUAGAAAUAAAAUCAGUCUCACAAGCUGUAAAAUAACAAGUCAGGAAUGUACCUCUUGUCUUGUCUCCUUAGUUGUAGUGACGCUUUAUUUCAUUGCUAUAACUUUAAUAGUAGUUUUGGACCAUGUUGUGUAUCAUAUAGUUCAGAUGAUUGUGCCGUGGCUGCUGGAUUUUCCACCUACAUCUGCAAUUAUAAGUGUCAAUUAUAAGGUUCAGUGGUUCCCCCCUGCUUUUUGUAUUAUCCCACAAUCGUGCAUCACACGGGAGCUGACAAACUUCCACAGAGAUUACAAGUGGAACUUCAGCCCCGAGCCAUCGCUCUGUGACGUGACAACUUCAGCUCCGAACCUGGGAGUCACACUCAUGCUGGGAUGCCUCUGGCUGAUGAGCUACUUCAUGGUUUUCCUCGAGGUUUAUGCCAGACGGCUACGGAGAAAAAUCUCGGCAUCCUUUUUCAGAGAGCAGGAGGAGAGGAGAGUGGCUUACUUGGUGAGGAAAAUGCAUGAGAAGCAGAAUAAAAAUGAGAAUAAAGGGACUGUUUAUGUUGGUGUUUGUAGGUAAAAUGUCCCAACGACGCUUGGAUGGAUUACCAAGAAAUUAGAGUCACACAUUCACAUCCAUAAGAAGGAUGAACUUUAACAAUCCAUCUAGUGCCAUCAUUAGGCUAACAUGUUAAUUUGUAACUUUGAGGUUGUGUGGACUAUAUUAUUUACUCUGUUAGUACAGUUUGUGAGUAUGUUUCAAAGAUUUUUUCCUUUGUUAGCAUGUCCCUAUGGGUUUUUUUUAUAUGCCAGAAGACACAUCAUGAGCAAAAUCAGCAGUCAACAGCAGUGAAUCAGUGACAGUUUCAGAAACACAGAUUCAGACUUGCAGAGUUUAAUAUGUAACAAAGCCCAAAUAUCCAAUUCUGUCUAUUUGCAGGGUGGAACUUUCUAUAUCACUAUUCAUCUUGAGAAUAAGUGUCUAGUUCGAACAUUCAUGGCUGAAUUACUUCUAUAUUACAAGUUGUCAUUGUUGUGGGUGAGCUGGUGUGCUCGACCUGCAGUGAGUGGAGAGAAGUGGGGACUGUAUGUAUCUGUACAUUGUAGAGGAGGCAAAAGAGCAGAACUACAUCUAAGUCACUAUUAUGGCGCUUUUCCACUAGCACCUACUCGGCUUGACUCGGCUCAACUCUACUCGGUCUGUGAGGAUUUCCAUUAAGACGUAUAGAGUGCAGGCCACUGAUUGGACAGGGAGUGACAACACCACACAGCACACAUAUUUCAAUACCUAAUAGCGAUAAAUUGCAGCCAUUACGGGGUUGUACACGGGACUGACACAAUAACUGUAGUGAACUAGCAUUAGCUUACCCUCAUACAUCUCGUUCGUAUCCUCUUGUCUUUAAACUGCUGUAUCGCCUCCCAAACUCUCCUGUUCUACUGAGUGUUUCGACUCGCUGCCCUCAGCUUUCUCUGACUCUCUUCUUUUACUUUGCAUCUGACAAAAAGCCAUAGACCAAGCAGCAGGUAUACCAUCGCCUCGAUGUCGUCCAUUUUGUGUUGUGUUUGUGUUGCACACAAACGACGUUAAGGGACUUCCGGGACGCUGUACUCUGAAGACUCCACCAACGAUGAGGUGAUACUCAACUGUAAUGGAAAACGAGCUCAACCGAGUCGAGUCAAGCCGAGUAGGUGCUAGUGGAAAAGCGCCUUUAGUAUGGCACACACUUGGAAAUAUGUCAUUUUGAUACUCAGAGAGGAGUUUUUAGGGGUUUAAUCAGUGGCCAAAGAGGAACUUUAAGUGUGACCUGCCAGGUGACUGCAAACGGAAUUUAGAUUUAGGCAAUUUCUGGUGCAAUGCAUCAAAUUGAAACAUUUACGUUUAAUACUGGACAUGGCCUCAUACAAAUUACUAUAGUAAACAUUCUGAGUAACAUACUGACAGCAUUUAGCUCAAAGCAUCAGUGUGUCAAAGCACAUCCUUAGAUGGACGUAGACUCUUGAUCUUGUUACCUUUGUAUAGUGUUUCUUUAAUGUUUGCAUCAUUUGGUGUUCUUACUGUUUUUCUGUUUUUUGUAAAAGAUGACCUAAACAUAGCACAUCCUGUGUAUGAGUCACUCUCAAAACACCAUCUGCUAGAGCAUCCCGUCUUGACGCUUUCCUCUCAAGUGUUUGUGGUUUAUAAAGAUGCGUUUGCACCUGCCUUGUUGGUUGGUAACACUGUCUCUCUCACACAGAACAUGUUUUGCUGUACAGUUGUUUUUGUAAGUGUGUGUAGUGUUGUUUUUCCUGUUUCCCCCCCCUAACUGUGAUUAAACCUUUUUUUUUUUUAACCACUAGAUGCCAGUAUGGUGCUUUGACAGAUGAAAACAGAGCCUAAUACACAGUAGUAGAUAAUAUCAGGAAAUGAACAGCAAUAGAUUGGGUUUUACUCUUUCUGAAUAUUGUAUUGGCCUAGAUAGUUUUAAUAGAUUCAAUUAAUCUGAUUCAUGUACAUGUCCAAUAACUCAGCAGCUUAUUUUAAUCAGUGUGACCUUGCAAAAAAGAAAAAAAAAAUCACUUCCUUUCCGAAAAAAAUCCUUGCAUAUCAGCAUGCUCCUGCCUAAAAUUCCCGUGAGGCUCCAGGGGUUUAUUUUAAAGCCUUAUACCAGAAUAGAACACUUCUUUAUCAUCUAUUUUUACUCUUGUCCACUUCACGAUUGUCUCAAAAUUCAGGCGCCUGUGUAAAGAUGAUUUACUGUUUUUCCAGAGAUUAUGAAUUAUUCAUAUGCUGUCUGUUACUAUGAAUUCUCACAUGGGUGUGUUACUGGUAUGUGUGUGACAUCUCU
This is a messenger RNA of Amphiprion ocellaris (clown anemonefish), 3670 nucleotides long. It is a transcript of the gene ocstamp, whose product is annotated as osteoclast stimulatory transmembrane protein. Gene Ontology annotation, cellular component: membrane. Lineage: Eukaryota; Metazoa; Chordata; Actinopteri; Pomacentridae. The coding region runs from base 1 to 1425 and encodes 474 amino acids. The transcript has 3 exons. The record is from RefSeq and is a predicted model, not a curated record.